Messenger RNA from Drosophila subobscura, 734 nucleotides. Its product is annotated as peroxiredoxin-2. The record is from RefSeq and is a predicted model, not a curated record. Gene Ontology annotation, biological process: response to oxidative stress; hydrogen peroxide catabolic process; cellular response to stress. NCBI's taxonomy places the organism in Eukaryota, Metazoa, Arthropoda, Insecta, Diptera, Drosophilidae. The coding region runs from base 71 to 661 and encodes 196 amino acids. Gene Ontology annotation, cellular component: cytosol. Gene Ontology annotation, molecular function: thioredoxin peroxidase activity. The transcript has a single exon.
UAGAGUCAAAUUGUCGUCCCAAAACUUAUUCAGUUUAAUAAAUAAAAAAUAAAUUCACAACUCCGUCAAGAUGAAGAUGCUAAAUUUGCGUUCAAUGGCUCCGGAUUUCGAUACGAUUGCCGUCGUGGCUGGCGGGUUUCGUAAUCUGGCGCUGAGAGACUUGCGUGGCCGUUAUGUGCUGCUGGUCUUUUAUCCCGCAGACUUUUCGUUUGUCUGCCCCACCGAGCUGCAGGCGUUCAGCGAUCGCGCCUUGGAGUUCCGCAAUGUGGGCUGCGAGGUGGUGGCCUGCUCGACGGACAGCCACUUUGUGCACUGCGCCUGGAUGGGCCAGCCGCGCAAGAAGGGCGGCCUGGGGGACAUGGACAUUCCGAUGCUGGCGGACAAGUCCAUGAAGAUAGCCAAGGACUAUGGCGUACUGGAUGAGAAGACGGGUCUGGCCUUGCGCGCCACCUUCAUCAUCGAUCGCGAGGGUCUGGUGCGACAGAUCACUAUCAACGACAAUGGUGUCGGUCGCAGUGUGGACGAGUCAUUGCGUCUUGUACAGGCAUUCCAGUUUAGCGAUGAGUUUGGUCUGGUUUGCCCCGUCAACUGGCGUCUAGGGGCCAAGGGGAUGAAGCCGGACGAAGACGGCAAGGUGGACUAUUUCAAGAAUGCCUCAUAAACAUAGAUACACACAUACACAAUGUAAUCACACGAGUACAGGCAGUUCAAUAAAUGUUACCCUUAAUCCUUAA